AUGAGCGUAGCUAAGUCUAAGGAGGCGUUCGUCGCGAAGGCCGGCGGUUCUUACGGGUAUAAGGGACGAACAAAGUGGCAAAUUGAUGAGAUGCGCAUGAACGAGUUCCCACAACUGAGCGGUAGAGUGUACUUGGACCACGCAGGUGCGACCAUUUACUCUAAGACGCAGCUGAAUGCAGUGUUUCAAGAACUUCAAGGUACAUUAUUUGCUAAUCCGCACAGCGCUUUAGGUGGUGACGAGGUUGAGUCAACAACUGCCAGGAUUGACCGAGUGCGAAGCCAGGUGCUAAAUUUUUUCUCGGCAAGCGAGCACGAGUACACGCUAAUCUUUACAUCGGGGGCGACUGCGGCGCUAAAACUCGUCGGAGAAAGCUUUCCAUGGACCUCAAAGAGCACAUUUGCUCAUUCGAUGGACUCGCAUACUAGUGUCCUUGGAAUCAGAGGCUAUGCAGCGGCACAUGGGUCAUCUGUGAAGUGCGUUGGACUAAACGAGCUUGAGGAUUUGGAGAAAGUUAAAACCGCAAACAAGCAAAUAUUAUCUAGCACAGCAAGCAAUUCACCAGCUAAGCAUUCAACGACCUGUUCCACAAGCUUGUUUGCCUAUCCUGCAGAGUGCAAUUUUAGCGGCGUGCGGCAUUCACUAGAGCUCGUACAUCCGAUACGGGCUGGUCGUUGGAAAAAUGGUUCACACAAAACCAAGCCUACCACGAGAUGGCUUGUGCUAGUUGAUGCAGCCAAGUACGCUGGCACCCAUCAGCUUGAUCUUUCGAGGAAUAACCCGGAUUUUGUGGUUCUUUCCUUUUACAAAAUGUUUGGCUAUCCAACUGGACUGGGUGCCUUGAUCGCUCGAAAAGAAGCGCUAUCGUUGCUGACGAGAGUGUACCAGGGCGGUGGCACGAUUCAAAACAUCUUGGCUGGUCAAAAUUAUGCUUUACCACUUGGUCAAGACCACAAGGCUGGUGCAAGCUCUCGUUUCGCUGACGGCACACCGUCAUUCCUAUCAAUUCUUGCUUUGCGUCACGGAUUUAGCCAAAUCAGUAAGCUUGGUAUGACAAACAUUUCAGCUCAUACCGAGGUACUAAGGAUGUGGCUUGUUGACAAGCUCACUGAUAUGAAGCACUGGAAUGGACGUUUAGUGUGUGAGAUUUAUGGCAGCUACAGCACUGAUAGACAACCUGCCAGACAGGGGCCGAUCGUUGCAUGCAAUUUUCGUCGGUCAGAUGGCAGCUACAUCGGAUAUUAUGAGGUUCAAAAACUCGCGGAUAUCCAUGGCAUUCACUUGCGUACAGGUUGCUUUUGUAACCCUGGUGCAUGCCAACACUACCUUAACUUAAAGGACUCUGAUUUGCUCGCGAGCUUUGCCGCCGGCCACGUCUGUGGAGAUAAUAUUGACGUGGUGAAUAAUUUACCUACUGGUGCCGUUCGCUUGUCUUUGGGAUAUAUGACAACGUUUGAAGACGUCCAUUCUUUUGUGGAGUUUGUGCUCACCUAUUUUGUAUGUAAGACAGCAACAGCAGACGUGACCCCAAUUUUGAAGCCUCCCUUAUCACCAAUUGCAUCUGAAUCUCCUCAUCUCUGCAAGCUCACGUUAUAUCCAAUUAAGUCGUGCGCAGGCAUGACUGUCGAAACUUGGCCAGUCGGGUCGAGAGGGUUGCUUUUCGACCGAGAAUUCGCAAUUGUAGAGGCAUCUACAGGUAAUGCUUUAACGCUUAAAGUGUUGCCAGACCUUUGCUUCUUGCAUCCUAUCAUCGAUCUCGAGCGCAAAACACUUACAAUUACGUAUUGCAAAUCCAACAACGACGAGUCGUUACACUCCCCAGCUUCACAAUUAUCAAGCAAGGUUUCUCUAAAUACAUCCUUUACGAUAUCGCUACGCGUCGACACUUCUACGGCUAAGCAGCAAAGCAGCGAUAAUCCUCGUAGUAUGCGUAUUUGUUCUGGAACCUGCAAAGGGUGCGACGUUGACUCUGAAGUCUCUCGAUGGCUCAGCUCAUGGCUAGGACGACAAUGCGCGCUAGUGCGAGUGUCUACCAGCUACCUCCGUGUGUCUCAUACAAGUCUACAAAAGACACUUCCCACGCUACCUCAACAAAAUUCAAAGACUUGGGACCCUGAAGUACCCAACAUUGCGACUCGUGAAGCUAGGACCAUCGGGUUUGCCAACCAGGCACAAUAUUUGCUCAUUUCUCGCCAGAGUAUUGCGCAUUUCGACACAAAACUCAGCGCUAUCGAUCGCGCUCUUCAUAUUAAUGAAGACGCAUUUCGUGCCAAUUUAAUUGUGGACGGGUGCUUAGAGCCAUUUGAGGAAGAUACUUGGAAGCGCGUACGUAUCGGCAGAACUACAUUUGACGUCUCGGGCCCAUGUAGCCGCUGCAGCAUCAUCAAUCUUGAUCCGCACUCGGGUGUCUUUCAUCGCCAGCCACUACAAGUGCUCUCUACCUAUCGACGACAACGCAGUAGUAUUUACUUCGGACAAUUUCUCAUAGCUGAUGCUAGCAGAGAGGAGACACGAUGGCUGAGUGUUGGUGACAAAGUUGAAGUCGUCAACAUGGCCUUGCAAUAA
This is a messenger RNA of Plasmopara halstedii, 2565 nucleotides long. RefSeq names its product molybdenum cofactor sulfurase. The coding region runs from base 1 to 2565 and encodes 854 amino acids. Gene Ontology annotation, biological process: Mo-molybdopterin cofactor biosynthetic process. The record is from RefSeq and is a predicted model, not a curated record. The transcript has a single exon. Gene Ontology annotation, molecular function: pyridoxal phosphate binding; molybdenum cofactor sulfurtransferase activity; molybdenum ion binding. NCBI's taxonomy places the organism in Eukaryota, Oomycota, Peronosporomycetes, Peronosporales, Peronosporaceae.